Molecule: messenger RNA, 1461 nt
Organism: Purpureocillium takamizusanense
Lineage: Eukaryota; Fungi; Ascomycota; Sordariomycetes; Hypocreales; Ophiocordycipitaceae
Gene: MAF1
Product: RNA polymerase III-inhibiting protein maf1
Exons: 5
Coding region: 1-1461 (486 amino acids)
Biological process (GO): negative regulation of transcription by RNA polymerase III; vesicle-mediated transport
Cellular component (GO): nucleus; AP-1 adaptor complex
Molecular function (GO): clathrin-cargo adaptor activity; RNA polymerase III core binding
Source: RefSeq, a predicted model, not a curated record
AUGGCGAUCCAAUACUUGAUUCUGCUGUCCCGCCAGGGUAAAGUGCGCCUGGCGAAAUGGUUCACAACCCUGUCCCCCAAGGACAAGGCCAAAAUUGUCAAGGACGUGUCGCAGCUGGUCCUCGCGCGCCGCACCCGCAUGUGCAAUUUUCUCGAGUAUAAAGAUACCAAGAUUGUUUACCGCCGAUAUGCCUCGCUCUUCUUCAUCGCCGGCUGCUCGUCCGACGACAACGAACUCAUUACACUCGAAAUUAUCCAUCGAUACGUCGAGCAGAUGGACAAGUACUACGGAAACGUGUGCGAGCUGGACAUCAUCUUCUCCUUUACCAAGGCAUACUACAUUCUCGACGAGCUCCUCCUGGCGGGCGAAUUGCAGGAGAGCAGCAAAAAGAAUGUUUUACGAUGCAUAGGGCAGCAGGACUCCCUAGAAGAUAUGGAGUACCUCCCGGUGCACGACUUUGAAGCCGUCACGAGCGCGCUCAACUUCAACACUCCCGAUUGCAACGUUACCGGCGGCUGCGAUCUGUACACGACAAAGUCGACGGGCUCCGACAAGAAGCUGUACAAGAACAUCGACAAGGACCUCAGCUCUCAGCAUGCCGCACUGCUGAAGCUGGGCGCCAGCCUCUCACCCCCCGAUCGCGAGCACAUGUUGGCGACAUCCCCGGGCAUGCAAAUGUUCUCGACGUCGAGUGCGUUUGGGCCUCUGUCCGAACUGUCAAGUCGUCGCACCUUUGCGUACCUGAUUGCGACGUUGAACGCGAGCCAUCCCCAUUACGACUUUUCUCACGUCCUGCGGCCCGGCGAUUUCAAGCGCGAGCGAAACCUGCGACGAGUCAUGAUCAACCUCGAUUCGAUUCUGCAAAACGUGCGCCCCGGCUUCGAAGCUGGAUCCUCGUAUGACUCCUCGCUCGGUAGCGAUUUGACAUCUGUGUGGGGUCCGCAAUGCUGGUCCCUCAUCGACAAGGAGAUGCGACUCAACGAAUGCACAAUCUUCAGCUACCAUCCCGACCCGGAUCCGUUCGAGGAGGAUGAGAGUGCCAUCUGGGCCGUGCACUAUUUCUUCUUCAACCGCGCACUGAAGCGGGUGGCAUAUCUCUACGUCCGCGUCGUCCCCGUCAUUUCGUCGACGAGCCCUACCCUGCGGCCGAUGAAGCUGGGCCAACAUAAACGGACGACCGACAUCGACUCAGACGGGGCCACGAAGCGCGCUAAGUAUUGGCUCGGCGAUCGAGACGCUGAGCUGGUGCCGCCUUUUGAGGACGACGAGGAGCAGCACGACGACGGCCUGUUCUGGAACCGAGGCGAGGACGGCGACCUAGUGACCUUCUCCGAUGACGACUACGUGGAAGACCUGGACGAGGAAGAUGUGGUGGACUUUGACGAUGACGAUGUCCACAUGCUCGAUAAUGGCCACGACAGACUGAUGAGCGAAGAUAUUGCGGGGCGGAUGGAGAUUUAG